Molecule: messenger RNA, 375 nt
Organism: Suillus paluster
Lineage: Eukaryota; Fungi; Basidiomycota; Agaricomycetes; Boletales; Suillaceae
Exons: 1
Coding region: 1-375 (124 amino acids)
Source: RefSeq, a predicted model, not a curated record
AUGGAACUCGCACAUGCAUCACCGGAGGUCCCGUUAGCCAUCAUGCAAGCCAUGUACUCGAGCAAGAAUAUGGCGGACUCCUCAAGAGACGAACUGAGCCGAAUUCCCGACGAUCUCAGCGUCAAGAAGUCACAGCAGAUCAUGACUCUAUUGGAUUCAGUAGCCGCAAUCUCCAUUAACGAGCAUUGCGGACAAGUUAUCGCGGUCUCUCUCUCUCUUCCAACCAGGAAGCCUGCGUCCUUCACAUGGCAGCUGACGACGGUGUUCCUGAAGGCCUUCCAACACAUUUACAGGGGGUCUUUUCUCAGCUCAGAACCAUACGCGCCUCCCUUCAAACACCUCUGCAAGAAUGGAACGACGAGAAGGACACCCUGA